AUGGCAAAUGUUACACCACAUUUACAAGGUUGGAUUGAAAAACAAGGUGAAAAGGGCAUUAUCAAAACAUUCAAGAAUAGAUUUUUCUUAUUAGCCAAGAAUGGAUACGAUUUACAUUAUUACGAAAAAGAACCAGUUGUAGAUAAUGACACAAGUUUUAAAUCAUCCAUCAAUAGUAGUACAUUAAAUAGUUUGGGUUUCAUCGAUCUUCGACAAGUAUCAUCAAUUAAAAGAGUUGAUAGCACUAAUCAUACGUUUUUGGUAGAGGCACAAAAAGAUCAAAAUACCAGGGUUUAUAAUUUAAAAGCAAAAAAUGAAACCGAAGUAGAUUAUUGGAUUGAGGGUAUCAAAGAUGUUAUUAGAUUUAAUGAAGUUUCUUCCAAUAGGGUUUUAAUUUUAGAUGACUUUGUUAAGCAAAAAGAUGAAGAGAUAAUAAAACUUAAAGAGAAAUUAAACAAUUUAACAGAAAGUAAUCAACAAUUAAAGAAUGAGUUAUAUGGAAAAGAAAAGCAAUUAGAAGAUAAAAGAAGAAUGUCAAUGGUCGCAAAUGGUGAAGAGAUUGCUAAAUUAACUAGUGAAAUUUCAGAUAUGAAAAAGGAUAAAUUAAUGUUGGCAGAAAAACAAGUAGAGAUCACAAAAUUAUUAACAACUGUGACUCUCAAAGAAAAGGAUAUUGAGAUUUUAGAAAAGAAUCAGGUUACAUGUCUAUCCGAAAUUAAUUCUUUAAAGCAACAGCUAUUGGAAAAAGAUUCACAGCAAAAGGAUGCCACUAUUCAGUUUGAAGAAAAGAUAAAUUCAUUAGUUAAGCAAAAUUCAGACAUUAAACAACAAUCAGAAUCAAAUUUAAAUGAACUUCAAAAUAAACUUGAACAAGAAAAGCAAAGUUUAAAAGAGGAGUUGCAUCGUAAUGAAAUCAAUUUUACAAAGAAAGAGUCAUCAUUGGUAGAGAAAGAAAAUGAAAUUGCAAAGCUAAAUGAAAGAAUAAAAGAACUUAAUGCCUCUGAUAAUAGAGUGGCCCAGCUUUUGGAGGAAAAGAUUAAAAGAUUAGAGAUAACAGUUACCGAAAUGAGGGAGGAGUCUGACGAAUUAAACCAAUCUUUACUUUCACAGAAACAAAACUCAGAGAAGAUUAUUCAACAAUACGAACAAGAUUUAAAUGAUAAAGAUGACGAGAUCCAAAGAAUAACAAAUAGUAGUAUUUCAAAAUCAUCAGAAUAUCAAUUAUUAAUCGAGCAAGAAAAAGCUGAAUCUACUCAAUUAAAGGAAAAGCUUGAAUUACUAACAUCAUCCAAUCAGGUUUCGUCAAAUUCUUUAAGAGAUUCAGAGUCCUUAGUCAUAUCUUUACAAAAUGAAAUUAAACAACUACACAAUGAAAUAUCAAUUAAAUCAUCUCAGCUCGAAUCAUUAGAAUCAGAAAAAAAAGAAAUUUGCACACAAUUUGAAUUGAAAGAAUUUGAAAGAAUUAAAGAAAUUCAAGAACUAAAUAACCAAUUAAAAGAAUUAAAAGAUAUUCAAGAUUUGAGAAAGCAAGAAUAUGAUCAAGAGAGACAGACAUUAUUAGAAAAAACUAGCCAAUUUGAUGAGCAGAUAACCAAUCUUUUAAAUGACAUUCAAAACAAAGAUAUUGAAAUUUCCAAUCUAUCAUCGAAUGAAUCAUCAUUGAAGCUACAAUUAUCAGAAUAUUGCCAAGUUAAAGAUCAACUAGAAGAAAAGGAAAAGGAAAUUCAGAAAUUAAAUGAAACUACCAAUGCCCAGUUAAAUCAAAUUAAAAAUCAACUGGACGAAAUCAAUAGUAUCUCUGAAAAUUUAGCUGAAAAAGAAAAUCACUUUAAAGAUAGUCUCCAAAAUAAAGAAAAUGAAAUUUUCAACAUCACACAAAAACUAUCAGAUAAAUCAUCCCAGUACGAACAAUUACAAGAACAAUUACAGAGCUUAGAUCUACAACUAAAUGAAAAGAAAGCUGAAAUACAACUUUUGAAUGACCAAAUCAAUGGUUCAAAUGAUUUACAACAAAAACAACUUUUAGAAACCCAACAACAAUUAAAUGAAAAGAAAAAUGAAAUUGAAAAACUUUCUAAUAUCAACCAAACAAUUGAUACAGAGCUUAAAAAUAUUGGAGAGGAAAUUGGUCAAAAGAAUAGUCAAAUAACUAAAUUACAAGAGCAAUUGUUAAUGGUCCAGGAUCAAUUAAAUGAAAGAAAUAAUGAAUUUGAACAAUUUAAAGCCGCUCAAAAUGAAUCCAACGAAUUACUUCAACAACAAUUAUUGGACCUUCAAGAAAAGAACAACCAGAUGGCAGAAAAGGAAAAUGAGAUUCAACAACUAAAUGAAUUAAAAGUAAAAGAGUUAUUAAAUCUCCAAGAAGAAUUACAAGAUAAGGAUCAUCAACUUAACCAAUUGAGAGACCAAAUCAAUAACUCCAAUGAUUCACAACAACAAGAGCUAUUACAGACUAAAGAGCAAUUAUUACACAAAUCGAAAGAACUCAACCAUCAACUUGAGCAAUUAGCAGAAAAAGAUUCUCAAAUUAUUCAAUUCAAAGAAACCCUUAGCAAUAAAGAAAUCGAAAUUAAUGAAAUAAAUAAGAAGUUUGAAAUUGAAAUGAACCAAUCAAAUGAUGUCGUAAACGAGUUAAAUGAAAAGGUUCAACAACUUACAAAUAAUUUACAAGAAAAAGAAAAAGAGGUUCAAGAUAAGCUUAAAGACUUGGAAGAGAAAUUAGCAGAGAGAGAAGACCAACUAGAAGAUAUAUCAAAUCAAUUGAACUCAUUAAGAGAUGUAGUUAAUAAGAAGGAAAGUGAAAUUGAAGAGUUGGUUGAAGAAGUUUCAAAAUUAAAAUCUGAAAAAGAGGAGGCAGAGCAAGAGCAAGAAGAGGCAACAGAUGCUACAAAGAUUGAACAAUUGGAGUUAGAAAUAGUACAUAUUAAGGAUCAACUAUCAGAAAGAGAAAGAGAAAUAUCGGAAUUAAUGGUAUCAAGUGACGACCUUCAAGAUAAAUUAAAUGAUUUAUCAGAUCAAUUAUUCUCAAAAGAAAGUGAGAUUGAAGAAAUAAAUGAAGCUUUAACUAAAAAGGAGAAUGAAUUAGCUGAAGCUCUAGAUCGUUUGAAUACAACCUCAAUAGAAAAUUCCAAUUUAAUAAAUGAUCAUAAUACUACAAAAGAAGAACUCAAAUUAUUAUUUAAUUUAAAUACAGAAAAAGAUGAUCAGAUUAAAGAACUAGUUCACAACUUGGAACUCAUAAGUGAGGAGUCCGAUAAGAAGACUAAAGAGGCAUUUAGUUUAAUCGAAAUAUCCCAAGAAAAAGAAGCCACAAUUGUAAAACUAAGAAAUGAGUUAGAAAACCAAGGUAGAGAUCAAGGAAAUACUAAAGAUUUAGAACCAAAAAGAAUAAUGAUAGAUUUUGAAAGUGAUGAAGAUAACGAUCCUGCCGAUGUAUUAAAUCGUCAUGAAAUUUCAGAAGAGAUUAAAGGACUAAAAGAAAAACUUACAGUUACACUCUUAAAAAAAGAAAAGGAAAUAAAUAUAAUGAUAAAAGAGUGCGAAAAUUUACGUCAAGGUAUUUCAGUUAAAGAUCGUGAUAUAUCACUUUUAAUGUCAAAACUUGAAGAGAAGGAUUUAAUGCUGAAUGAAGCAUCAUUAGAGCUAAUGGAAAAAGACCAAUUAAUUAUUGAUAUACAGAACCAAUUAAGAGAUUAUUCAAUUCAACAACAAGAACAACCAAAGGAUUUAAUAAAUAACCAAUAUAGCCCAGAUCUUCAACUUUCAAAUAACAACAAUAGUAAUAACUUUUCAAUUAACGACAUUGACAAAGAAGAAAUCAUUUUUGAAAACUUUAAACUUAAAGAAAGAAUAGAUUUAUUAGAACAGGAGCUAUCAAUUGAAAAAACCAAACUCGAUGAUAUCUGCCAACAAUUCAAUGGUAUCAUAAAAGAACAUGAAUCCAAGUAUCAGCAAUUAGAGGAAGAAAAUGAAAACUGGAAGAAUGAAUUUGAUAGAGUAAACGACAAACUAAGCGAUAUUUCAACAAACUUUAGCAACAGUAAUAAUCAUAAUAAAAAUAAUGAACUUUUCGAACUUCUUAGAAGUAAAGAAGAUGUAAUUGUCAAUUUAUCAAGUAGUAUCAAUUCUUUACAAUGCGAUGUUGAAAAGAAAGAGAUGGAGUAUCAACAAAGAAUUAAUAAUAUCACAAACUAUUUAGACUCUGUUAAAGAGAAAUACUUUUUUGCUAUUGCUCGUAGUCUUAAAUUACAAGGUACCCAGCUUGGUUGGAAUUGUUCAGUUUCAAUUUACGAGAUUUAUGACGAAGUUAAAAGCUCUAAAAUUUCCUUUGAAGAUUGGCCAAUAUUUAUUUCAAAUAAAUUAUCAAGAUAA
Molecule: messenger RNA, 4371 nt
Organism: Dictyostelium purpureum
Lineage: Eukaryota; Evosea; Eumycetozoa; Dictyosteliales; Dictyosteliaceae
Exons: 2
Coding region: 1-4371 (1456 amino acids)
Biological process (GO): mitotic chromosome condensation
Cellular component (GO): condensed chromosome; chromatin; condensin complex
Molecular function (GO): chromatin binding
Source: RefSeq, a predicted model, not a curated record